Molecule: messenger RNA, 9222 nt
Organism: Schistosoma spindalis
Lineage: Eukaryota; Metazoa; Platyhelminthes; Trematoda; Strigeidida; Schistosomatidae
Source: the annotation of a GenBank genome assembly
AGUAGCGCUGGUUUUAACAUUGGCGUUGCUUAUACAUCUCCGAACGUGCUUUUGUCAUUCAUUUCAAUUUAGUAGUAGUAACGUUGUAUGAACUGAUAAACUUUUGCAGUCGCUUCUCAUGACGAAACAGUAUAGCAUCCAAUAAACUACACAAUGAAAGUUGAUGAUGUUGAACAAGAUUGGUUGUUUUACCUUGCUCAACCAAAUAAAUUAUUAUCGGACAUUGAGAGUUUAACUAUAUCACAUCAGUUGGAGUUGCUUAAACAAUCCUUAUCACAGGCUGAAAUAAGUGAAAGAAAAACUAGUCUCACUAAUUGUGAAAAUAAUUCAGUGGACAACUUCAUCGGAGAAAAUGAAACUAUGAAUCCUGAUGACAUAUUUGUAGAGUCGUCUAAGUUAUUCAAAAAGUCCAAAGUUUUGGAUAUGAUGUCCUUACAGAUUGCUGCUAAUCUAAAAUUCAAUCUUAAUCUUUUUCGAGUCAUAUCAGAAAUGCCCAUUAAGCUUCUUGCACGUCUCUAUAGAGUGCUCGUCAUGAAUACUUCAAAAUUUUCGUCAGUUUUACAACCUCUGUUUGAACAGGCGACAAAUAAAGAAAAUAUUUUCAUUAUAAAUCCUUACGGAUACUAUACAUGGUCUCAGUUAAAUCCUAUGACAAUUUAUGGUUUGAUGUCUUACCAUAUAUGGUGCCUUCAUGUAUCUCAUACAUCCAGUAUGCUGCCACAUCCCUUUCGAAAUCUUACCCCUAUUGUUUCUGGUUUAACUGAGAUUCCUGAGGUGGCGUUUUUUGCGGAUAAUCGCGUGGAAGUUGGCGUUGUUCUCACUCGUAUACAUGAGUCUGUAAACCAGUUAAACGAAAUCAACAGUCUUUUGGAUGAUCUCAACAUAGCUAGACCUCUUCCUUCAGUGUUUUCAGCGCUAAAUUCUAUGUUUUCUACAGUUUUUGAACCAAAGGUUAAGUCUACUCAGGAUGAUCAGAACCAUAACGGUUUAUCAGAUUUUGUUCUUAACAACUCGAUACCUCUCUCCAAAAGCUAUCUUUCUGCAUCACUUAACUUUGUACUCGGAAGGUACGCCUUUCAGCAGCAACAGUUUACUCAAUCACAGAAGCUUUUUCAAAUCGCUUAUGAUGAAAUGCAAGACCAAAAGUUUGAAUAUUUAGAUGAAGCAGGAGCUACACCGAAAUUACUACAGGCUUAUUUAAGUGCUUGCAAAUCAUACACAUCUUCAGACAUUAUUUCAAACGAAUUUUCACUUUUUCAAUCUGACAAUCAAUUUUUAGAAACAUUUUGUCGUUUAUUAGAAGUAAAUACAUCAGAUUCUCAUCAUAAAGAUUCAAUCAAUAUAUUUUGGAUUCAACCAUGGGAUACAUCUGGUACAACAUCCGUCAAUAUGGAAUCUAAAGUUUAUAGUGGAUUACUUACUACCAUAGAAGAUCAUCUUUAUCAAGUUUUACUGAAUGUGAACCAAUUUUUCAUUGAUGAUUCAUCUAAUCCAUAUAUUCCAAUUAGUUUAGGAGUUCGUAAUAAAUUAGAAAGUUUGUGCUUAAAACAACUGCAUAAUUGUACUAGUUUACUUGAUGAUACAAACGAUGCUGCACGAAAUAUACCUUCUACAAAACAAUCAAAGCAUAAUAAGAAGUUAUUAUCAAAUGAUAAAAUGUCAAUUUUUAACACAGUUCAUCAACUAUUCACUAAGGUACAUAUAUGUAAUACAGUUGAUCGACUAAUGUCUGAAUCUAUAGAAUUGCCACUUUCAUUAUCAACUGAAUUGUUAAUGAAUAUUCCACAGAGAAAUUCUGAAAGUUCAACGAAAAAAGAACACAGGUCAUCGUCUUCAUUGUCUUCUUCUUCUUCAUCAUCAUCAUCAUUUUCUCCUCCAUUUAUCGAUGUAAUAAUUGGACGAGAAUUUCUGUUUGACUGUUUAACUUCUAUAAUGGAAAAGCUGUCUACUAAAAAUUCGAACUUAUCGUCUUCGUCUCAAUUUAUUAUUAUAUGUCAAUAUGUAAGAUAUUUGGUACAAGAAGGGAUUUGUUUACUUGGUAAUUUAGUGCAUAAACCACUUCCUAAAUCGAAUUAUGAAUUAAAUUCAAUACAAAAGAAUUAUCAAGAUUUAUUAAAAACACUUGUAUCACAUAAAUUAAUGGAUUUCUUACCAGAAUCUUGCAGAAAAUAUAUCCAGUCUAUCUUCCAAGCAGUAAAUUCUGGAAGUUCGUCAGAAACGGAAGUAAACUCCAACCCUAUUUGUGCCUUUAUUCCUGACCUUCUUUCUGACCUACCUAAUCUAGAUAUUGAUCUUGAUUCGAACUUAUAUCAAGUAGAUCCGGAUGGCUUAAAUUCUCUCGGACUUGGAUUCUGGGCAAAUUAUGAGAUAUAUCAAAAUACUACAUCGUUCAGACAACAGGUAUCCAGAGGCGGAUCCCCAUUUGGGAUUGUUGGUGAUGUGGAUAUGCGCAGCUUAGCCAAUCAGCAUCAGUCUCCAUCAACAUCAUUUCCUCAUAUGUCUAUUCCACAAUCCCGUGUAACUGGUGGACAUGGACCUUUUAUUCAUCAAUCACUUCAAACUUUUACUAGAGAAAACCCACUUGUAUGCGAUCUUCAAGUAAUACGUCAUCUUUUGAUAACAAGAAAUCCAACCGAUGUAAAUAUGUCAGUCGAUUAUCUAUUAAGGUCAGGUAUGACACCAAAUGGAAUUUUAGAAUUAAAUGGUUCGUGGCUCCCAUCUUUACAUUAUUUAGCUUCACUGGAAAUAGUCGGACCACAUCCUACCAAUGAGAACAGUUCAACUAAUCCAAUCGAUUUAUUGUUAUCAUCAUCCGGAAAUAUUAUGUGGGGGAUUACAGUAUUAAUACAAUUGGCUAAAGGUUCGUCCAUAAUACGUCAUGAAAUGUCACCGUUCACAGGAGCUAGGGCAUUUUUACUUUCUGCGUUAAAUAAUCUGGCGUCAAUUAAUCCUAUCAUACCACCUCCAUCGUCAUCAUCUGUUAAUCAUGUUACAACAACAUCUGGUCAUGUAGUUGGAAAACAAUCACGUCCUUGCGAUGCUUUUCAAUGGAUUCGUGCUGGUAUCAGACAUGAAUUACUAUUGGUUGACUUACUGGAAUUCUUGAAUCCGUCUUCAUUUAAUAAUUUCGGUGGAAAUAAUAAUCAGUCACAUUCAAUUAUAAAAUCAACUCUUCAUCCUGGACAAGUAUCAUUAAAUGAUUUAAUUAGACGAGUUAAAAUUUGUCUGUGUUAUGCUGCAGGUUUAUCAUCAAAUGCGAAUUCUUUAGAAACAAAAAUGGAAUCCAUGAAUUUGAUUGCUUUGUCUAAGGAGCUAAUUACUGCAGCCACUUGUUUCUUGUUAAUGGUCAAGGAAUGUGAUUUCUUGUAUCCCAUGUCGAUUCCAUCAAAAUCUAUUUCACUACCUUCCGGAAGUAUUUCAUUUUGUGUCGCAUGUGCUGGUUCCUUAGAUUUAAUUCGUAUUCUUUUGCAUUUUCAUGAAGUAUUACAUUCAUCAUCAUCGUCUCAUGAAAGUUCCAAUUCAACAACCACAUCAUCAUCAUCAACCAACUCGCAUGUAAAUUCAGAAAAACAAAAUUCUAACCAUUCAAUCAAAAAUAUUUUAAGCGCUACCGUUAAAUUUGGUGAUGCAGAUAGAUUAAAAACUGUUAUAAAUGAAUUUUAUGGAUUAAUUAUUCAUGGAUGCUUUGUCUCUGCAAAUAAUUCUAUAGAUACAAUAAAUAAUCUAGCAUUAUCUGGAUCGGAACAAUCCGUGCCACAACAACAACACCAACGCAGUUCUCGAAAUUACCAUCCAGAUACAUUAUCUAAUCGUUCUGGGAUCAGUUUGUCUAGUUUAUACAUUAUAGGUGAAAUGUUAGCAACAAUAGAUGAAAUUUCACUUUUAAUGUCUGCUGUUGGACUUAAAUUUCCAUUAGAUAAUAAACGUAUACUUUCUAAUUAUUCAUUUAUUGGAUUACAAUUAUUAGAUUAUUUAGUAAUUGGGUUUGCUCAAAUUAUACAUCAAAUUUGUGGAAAAUUUAAUUUACAAAUUUUAGAACAAAUAAUUAAUUGUUUUAAUACAGUUAAUAAUGUAGAAAAUAUUAAAAAUGAUGAACAAGUGAAUGAAGAUACAUUAACUACAACAAAAGGGACAACUACUACCAUCACCACCAGUGUUACUAACACUUCUACUGAUUCACAGUCUACUACUAAAUUUCGAUCUUCUAGGUGGGAUAAACCAAAAGAUAAUUUAUCCACUACUAAAAAACAUAAUAAUAGUAAUAAACGAUAUCAUUCUGACAGUCAUGAAUCUGUGACAUUGUCGUUUCUAGAUAAACAACUGUGGAUUUUAGACUUCGAAACGAAUUCUUCAGUAAGUCUAUUUAUAUACAUGUUAUAUUUAUAAUAGAUUUAUAUGAUAAUUUUCCAGAAUAACUCAUUUAUAUACUGAAUACAGUUUAUGUAAUUGGCUUGAUGACAUAAUUUUUUUUCGUGUGUGACGAAAUUAGUGUUAUUAUUGUCUAGCUGUGGAUUGAAUGUUCAAUUUUUGAUGUAGUCUUUGGACUUCCAUUGUGUUAUAACGCUCGGUUUUACUUCGUCUAAUGUUAUAACGGUUGGGUUUCCACGUUACACGUAUGGUAUGUUAAAUUGCUUUAGACGAAUAUCUACACUAGAUUCCCUCCCAGUAUCUAUUCUACAGGACUUCAGCACAACUCAGCUCAAGAACACGUAAUUAGCCUGACCACAACGUAAAUAUAUUUCCACACCAAAAACCGACACAAUCCAACAACAAUCAAUAAUAAGUGAGUCACAAUAAUAAGGAUAAGGGAAUAUAUAACUCGUCUGACGCUGUCAGACUAUCUACGUGUCUGACUAAGCAGACAACCAAUCAUGAUCAUUCUCGCCCGCACAUCACACUGUUUUAGCUAGAAAGCUACAGUUUUAUAAAGAAAUUCAACUCUUGUAUUCCAGUUCUCGGUGAAUGCAGCAAUUAAUAUUGUCACUCAUCAAAUACUUAUGUUUCUUUUGCAUACAAGCUAGUUACCAAAACACUUGUCAUAAUACUACAUAAAACAAGUAAAACUUAUUCGUUCAUAAUUCAUCUCAUUCUAAAACGUAAAUUGGUGCAAUUAAUACAUGAAUAGUAAAUUUAAAGUUAUAUAAUGAACUGAUCUUAGUUAGAUAACCAACACGAAUAUGGAAGCACUGGACAGCCGUUUCGUUUUCGUAUGAAAUUUCUAAACAGUAUGAGUCUUCUGGGGAUCGGACCCGGGACAUUCAAAUCUUUCGGUGUGUGCUUAAUCCACAGUCUAUCAAGUUAGCAUACAAUGUUCUACGUAUUUAACUUUAAUCACUAUCGUGGUAAUAUUGUCUAACGUUUCUCUGACUGAAAUCAGUCCGUGAAAUAAACUAUCAAAUUCAACGAUCUCCAUAAUCUCUCUACACUAAUGGGGAAUUCAAUCAAUCAAAAAAAGAGAGUAAAGCGCGUACUAAAUAAUAAUGAGAAAUGGAAUAAGAAGAAUAAUUUCAGAAACCAAUCAUGCCUAUCAAAAGAGUACAAUUUCCGUUGAUUAUCUCAGGAUUCAUCAAAGUCAGACUGAGUCAGCGUUGUGUGUAUUUAGAGGUAAGAUUAGAAUAAUUAAUAGUAUUUGAUAUAUUAUAUGGAAUUGAUAUAGUCGAAUCUGUUCGAGACUCACUUUAACGGCUACAAGUUCGCCGGCACUAAAAGACAUGACAAUCGUGAACCUAUGUGAAGGGUAGUCCUUUGUAAUUAUAAGUAAUAAGUAAAGCCAAGAAUAGUGUAUAAGGUACCUAUUAUUUCAAACGAAUAUCACAUAAGUACAGUUAAGUGCUCUAGUGAUUAUCACAGCCAAUAAAAUAAACCAAUAAAAUAUAAACAAACAAGAUUCUUCUUAUCUCUAAUAGUCUUUUUGGUAAAACUACACUACGAAGACUACCUUGAACGACUGAUUAACCUAUUAGAAGACAGCGUUUAGUUCUGAAACAAUUAUAAGUAAAAAGUAAUAACAUUACGAUCUAUAAAACGUUUUAAAAGGAUUAGUUGACGUAUCAAAAAAUACCAAAAUGUCCCUCGUCAAAGCCCCUAGAAACCCAGAAACAGAAUGAAAUUUUAUAUCCAAUCAGCGUUCAAUAGAAUCUUUGCAGAAAUACUCAACAAAUGCAGAAUCAUGUCCCACGAUUUUAAUUGGAAAUUUACCUACGCUGCUGCCAUAUUUAAUGUGGUUCCAGGAGUCCUAGGUCUCAUAUGACUGUAAAUACCCUCAUUUUUCUGUACAUAAACUAACCUUGAAUUAAAGCUUUUAUUUGCAAUUCUCACCUCCCUUUCUAGUGUUCCAGUUAACAUGGAGAAUUAGUUUGGGUUAUCGAAACCGGCCAAGAAGACAGUUUUCUUGUUAUCACGAGCGGCAUUGCCAGCUAACUCCAAAACUUCCGCAGCCAGGUAUUCGAGAACUGCAGCUAGAUAGACUGGAGCACCUGCACCAACACGCUCGGCGUAAUUACCCUUGCGUAGAAGACGAUGUACACGACCAACAGGGAAUUGAAGUCCAGCGCGGGCUGACCUUGUCUUAGCCUUACUACGAACUUUUCCACCUUUACCGCGUCCACUCAUUAUUUUAAGAAGCCGAGAGUGGGGAGAGUCCGCUCUCCCUCUCAAAAUGCUCACACAUGGCCACGCGUAUACAGCCUCUGCCAGGGAAGUCCUACUCACUGCCUUCACGUGGCGGGGGUGUUGUUUACGAAAAUGAGAGGACGAAAAGCGAAUGUCCGGCGCUUUAACCGGACUCCAAACCAAUGGUGCACAUGGGCUCCAGUAUCCUGAAGGAACAAAUGGCGUAUGAACCAAUCGUUGAUCACCGGCUACCAUGGGACUGCAUCUCCUCACGAUGCUCCACUGCCUUGUGGGUCAGACGUUCAGGUCGAAGGCUCGGGGUGUGGCCCCCUAAGAAAACCACCUGCUUCGGUUUGGGCACCCGAGCAGUAUCACAGCCCUCACACAUAUCAAAUGAGAUCUGUGUGGCGCAUAUGUAUUUGGUGCCUCCUUGCACCAAUAUCUAUGUGUUGAAAUGAAAUGAAGAAGACAGUUUAGAUGUAUUUGUGUCAAGAUUUAUCAGAACUCAGACAUAUGGAGUUAUAGAUAAUCACAAACGAAAAAGUAGUUGGUUAGUUUGUGAAUACUUUCUAGCUGCCCAAACCACCUUUGACUAUGUUCUAGAACUCAUCGAUCACUAGGGUCAUUAAUUAAUUAGCAUUUUAGAUGCAAUCUGCACAAAGAGCUGAUGUUUUUGGUAUAGUGGCUUAUAUAACACGUCACAUUAGUCACAUCGUCUUAAUAAUUAAAUAUCGACAAUUAUUAUCUACCUGUUCAUAAGGUACAAGCUAUCCGAUCGUGUUUUGACUUCACACAAAGGUCCAGGAAGCGCUGUCUAAUAUCUGGUCGAUUUGGUAAUAUAGUAUAGUUUUACUGUCUUAACUUUUUCUAAAAGAUACACCAAUUUUUGUAAUUACAUUUAUAUUUAUAGAUCAAUGAGAAAUCGUUAUGUGAUCACUUGAAUUAUUUCUUAAAUUGGGGUUUAACUGCUCGACCUGAAAGAAUAGAUUGGCUUAUAUUACGUGGUGAAAUAGAAUUUUUCGUGAAAAAUUACCGCAAAGCUUUGUCAACAUAUCUCGAAUUUGGUAGUGUUGUCACGGACGCAUUCUCAAAGAAUGUUUUGUCAGUCUUUUUUACAAAAGAGUUGGUGUUUCGUAUGAUGUGUUGUCUUCAAUAUCUUGGAUUAUUUUAUGAAAGUGUUGUUCUUUCACAAUUCGGACCAUCCUCUGAUGAAUCUCUUGUGGAUAACGUCAUUCAAAUUAUUAAUAGUCUAGGUGAAAAUUCUAAUGGUUGGCCAAUAACUCAAAUAGAUACUUUUAGUACUGCAGUGAUAAACCAACAACCAUGUUCUUUUGAUAACAGUACUUCUGCGGAUUGUUUACGUGGAUCUUGUGGAGGUUCACUUCUUCAUACUACAUUAGAUUGUCCCGAUAGUUUAAUUCCUUAUUUAUGGAAUAUUCGUUUACUAUCAGCACUCGAACGUUCUGCUUCAAAUCGUGGUGCCCUUUUACAGUCUACCAAGUUUAAAGCUCGAAUCAAUAAUCCUGAACUCAAUGCUAACAAUCCAGAUGAAAUAUUAUUGGAAAAUAGGUGUGCUUUAAAUCUUGGAUAUCUUCGUUAUUUGUCCAACGUUUAUUUGGUUUAAUCAUACCACUUAUGUCUGCGAAUAACAGUUGUCGAUGCUUUUGUACAAUUCUUUCUUCAUAUUUUGAUCUUGUAAUACAGUUCUAUAAAUAUGUCGGUCACAUUAGUAAUCUGAAUAGUACAGGCGAUAUAUCUCCUCCUUGUAUCUGCGUGGGAUGAUCGAUAACUAUACUUAUUGAUGAUUUCCUAGUAAUAGACAUGAACUGAAUUUUGCGUUGGAGAUUCCAUCCAAACUCCAGAGCUACUAUUUUUCCUUUAGUCUAUCGAACAUUAAAGGAGGAAUUUUUUAUGAGUAUUGUUACAUUGGAAUUCCCUGAGAUCCCGGAAUAUUCUGCAUAACUUCUAGGCUUAUCUGUUGCUCACUAACAGAACACCGGUAAAUCAAAAGAUAACAGCUUUGCCAAAAUAGACGGUAUUAUAUGGGUUUGAAUAUACGUAUGAAAAUUACGCGAAUGUCUGAAUAGUUCCGCGGCGAGAUUCCUUCAGUUCGAUGUGUGCUUAAUGAGUUUGGUGCAAUCAGGCAAUCGUAAAAGGCGAAAUUCUGCUAUCGAGCAGAAAGUUAUAAUUAAGGUAAAAUACAAGACGAGUUAAUUGUCAAAGAGAAGAGUGUGUAAAAUUAUGGUGUUGUUUGGUAUUAUUACAUUUAUCCUUGGCACUAUAAUGAUAGAAAGUGUUAUAUCCCGACGAGAAUAAUAAAUAGUAAAUGUUGGGAUCUGUUUGUCGAUUAAUAUUAUACAUACCUUUUUAUUAUAUAUAUAUACCCAUAUUCCUCUUAUCAUAGACUUUAUUUUGACCUACAAAAUAUUAUUAUACAAAUUUAGCGUUGACAAGUUAUGCCCAUUCUAUCAAUUACAGUCUCCCACAUUCACAGCCUCUUUUGGCUAGAUCUUGUACAAAUGUUAUUUUCUAUUUUAUGGUGUGAUGUCUGUUUGGUUUUUCUAUAAACCCAGUAUGUUUGAAAUAUAUGAUUCAUAAUGCGGAGGCUGA